CCGGCGAGCUGCUUUCUGGCUCCGCGCUCAGCCCCUGCCUGGGUCCGCCUCGGCCAUGACCUCCAAACAAACCAAAAAGAAAGAGGUGCAUCGUAUCAAUUCGGCGCACGGAUCGGAUAAAUACAGAGAUCAGUACACUUUGGGCAGCAAUGCGCAGUCUAGUUCCGUCGAACAGAAGAAGGGGAAAUUCCCAAUCUGGCCAGAAUGGAGUGAAGCUGACAUAAACGCAGAGAAGUGGGACGCGGGCAAAGGUGGAAAAGAAAAGGACAAAAUGGGGAAAAGCCCCAUAUUUCAUUUUUUUGAAGAUCCUGAAGGAAAGAUUGAAUUACCACCAUCACUGAAAAUUUAUUCCUGGAAACGUCCACAGGAUUUUUUAAUUAAUCGGGUUCCCGUAGUUGUGAAAAAUGAAAUCCUGUUUGACUUGUUUUCAGCAAAUGAGCAUUUACUCUGCAGUGAGGUAUGUAAAGAAGAAGGAACCAAAGCUCGGUGCAGGAUGCCCUGCAGCCCUGCCUGGACGAUUCCCUCUCAGCUGAUGCGAUGGAUUAUCAGUGAAAUCUAUGCUGUGUGGAAGAUCUUCAACGCUGGCGUGUUGAGCAAUUAUUUUAAAGGGACUGUAGGGGAGCCCCCCCUUCUCAUCUGGAAGCCCUGGGAACACAUAUAUUCUCUGUGCAAGGCUGUAAAGGGCCACAUGCCUCUGUUCAAUAGUUAUGGAAAGUAUGUUGUGAAACUUUACUGGAUGGGUUGCUGGAGAAAGAUAACUGUUGAUGACUUUCUGCCUUUUGAUGAAGAUAACAAUCUGUUGCUUCCAGCUACAACCUGUGAAUUUGAACUCUGGCCAAUGCUUCUGUCUAAAGCUAUCAUUAAACUGGCAAAUGUUGACAUCCAUGCAGCCGAGAGGCGAGAACUGGGCGAGUUCACGGUUAUUCAUGCUCUCACAGGGUGGCUACCAGAAGUCAUUUCUCUCCACCCAGGAUAUAAGGACAAAGUUUGGGAGCUCUUGAAAGAAAUAUUGCCUGAAUUUAAGCUGUCAGAUGAGUCCAGCUCUGAAAGCAAAAUAACAGUGGUAGAUACCAAAUUAAAAGAACCAGCGAAGGAAGUGAAAGAUGGCAAAGAAUUCAAACCUGAAAGCUCAGUGACAACACUAAAGACACCUGAAAAAAGUGACAAAAUUCCAAAGGAGAAAGCAGAUGCGAAAGACCUUGGGAAGAAGCGGAGUAAAGAUGGAGAAAAGGAAAAGGAAAAGGACAAAUUCAAAUGGUCACUGCACGGCUCCCGACCCUCGUCAGACGUCCAGCACUCUCUGCUGUCUCUGUCAGACUGUUCUUCAGGAAUGCAGGCCCCUCACAUGGUUGUGUAUGCUACCUUUACACCUCUCUAUUUGUUUGAAAAGAAGAUCUUCUCCUUAGAGAAGAUGGCCGAUUCUGCGGAGAAGCUGAGAGAGUGCGGGCUUUCCCACAUCUGUAGCCACCCUGUGCUGGUGACCAGAACCAGGUCUUGCCCAGUAAUAGCACCACCAAAGUCACCUCUUGUCCCUCCCUGGAAACUCUUCCGUCAGAAAAAAGAAAGGGUCAUAACAGAUGAGGCUCAAGAAUUGGUAAUAAAGAAGCCUGAGCAGUUUCUUGAGAUUUCAAGUCCGUUUUUGAAUUAUAGAAUGACUCCGUUUCCAAUUCCAACAGAAACUCAGUUUGUAAAAUCUUUUAUUAAGAAGGGGGUGGCUCCAAGAUCUAGUCUAUUUUCCCUUACUGAAAAUGAAGAAACUGCCACCCUCAGCCAGACAGACUUAAGUCAAUUGACGGCAACUGCGUCUCAGGGUAAUCUUGCUUCACAAGUUACAUCUGGAAAAGAUGAACUAACAGACCUUGGAAUGAAUGACGCAGCUCAUCAAGCUGAGGGAAUCGGUUUAGAAAGAGAUUUGGUCAGCCAGGUGACAGAGACACAGGAAAAGUCACAGGAGGACCUUAUAGCAAUAAAUAAUGGUGUUUCUAAAGAAAUAUGGCUAGAUUUUGAAGACUUUUGUGUAUGCUUUCAGAAUAUAUGUAUUUUCCACAGGCCAAGUUCAUAUUGCUUGACCUUUCAAAAAACAGAAUUCAAGUUCUCGGAUGAACGUGUGUCCUACUAUCUGUUUGUGGAUAGUCUAAAACCUAUUGAACUACUGGUUUGUUUUUCUGCAUUGGUCCGCUGGGGAGAAUCUGGAGCUUUAACAAAAGGCAGCCCUCCCGUAGAGCCUGGACUACUUAUAGCUGAGACAGUUUCUUGGAAAUCUCUGAAGCCAGGCGAUCUGGUUCUGAAGAUUCAUACCUAUGCCACCAAGGCUACCAUAGUUCGCCUGCCUGUCGGGAGGCACAUGCUGCUCUUCACUGCCUACUCCCCAGUGGGGCAUUCCAUAAACAUCUGCAGCAUGAUGACUUUCGUCGUUGGGGAUGAAGAUGUCGUGCUACCUAACUUCGAGCCGGAGAGCUACCGAUUCACAGAGCAGUCGCUAACCAUUUUGAAAGCUGUCGGAAAUGUGAUCGCUCAUUUCAAAGAUAAGCGCAAACUUCCCAGAGCUCUGAGGGAUCUGCAAACAGCUCACUACCCUUUGCCCCUCCGUGACAAGGAGCUAACUGCCCAGCACUUCAGGGUUUUUCAUAUUUCUUUAUGGCGUUUACUGAAAAAAACUCAAAUAACAAAACCUCUUGCAAACUUCAAAUUUGCAUUCCGUGCCAUGGUUCUGGACUUGGACUUACUUGAUUCCUCCUUGGAAGAUGUUUCUUUAGCGGAAUGGGUAGACGUUAAAUAUUCUGUGCCAGCGAGUGAUAAAGAGUCUUCUCCUGAGGAAGUAGCAGCAGCAAUUAAAAUUCAAGCCAUGUGGAGAGGGUCUUACGUCAGAUUGCUUAUGAAAGCUAGGACACCAGACACAAAAGAAAAUACCAGUGUUGCAGACACUCUUCAGAAAGUUUGGGCUGUCCUGGAACUGAAUGCAGAACAGUAUGCAAUUUCUCUCUUAAGACUAAUGUUUAAAAGCAAAUGCAAGUCUAUGGAAUCUUAUCCAUGCUAUCAAGAUGAAGAAACAAAGAUUGCUUUUGCUGACUAUACCGUGACAUAUCCUGACCAGCCACCAAAUAGUUGGUUUAUAGUAUUCAGAGAAACAUUUUUGUUUCCUCAAGAUAUGAUUUUGGUUCCCAAAGUAUAUACUACACUUCCAGUUUGCAUGCUCCACGUUGUUAAUAAUGACACAAUGGAACAAGUGCCAAAGGUAUUCCAAAAAGUGGUGCCAUAUCUUUAUACCAAAAACAAGAAAGGAUACACAUUCGUGGGUGAAGCAUAUACUGGAGACUCAUAUGUGUCAUCCUCACGAUGGAAACUGCGCCUCAUUGGUCCUUAUAAUCCACUCCCGUGCCUCUCUCGAGACUCUCCAUGCAACACCUUUACCAUAAAGGAAAUCAGAGAUUACUACAUACCCAACGAUAAGAAAAUUUUAUUCAGGUAUUCGGUUAAAGUUGCUUUACCACAUCCUGUUACAGUACACGUACGUACCUCCAAACCAGAUGCAUUCAUCAAGCUACAGAUUCUAGAAAAUGAAGAAACUAUAGUGAGCUCCACCGGGAAAGGCCAAGCCUUAAUCCCAGCAAUUAACAUCUUGGGAAAUGAAAAAACUGUGAGCUCCCAGUCUAGCAAGCAAGUUCUUUUAACCCAUGCUUCACCCAAGAAAGAGCAAGAAUUGUUAGCUAAGAAGAAAUCUGCCCCGGGAAGUCAGAAGUCCUAUAAGGGCAAACCUGGAAGUGCAGUGGUGGACAGUGGCCAGCCUAUUUUGGACGAGGAAUCUGUCAGUUUGCCCACUGUGGAAGAAAAUGCUAGUACGCCACAGCAGGUUUACAAGUACAUCAUACAGUGUUUGGUGUUAUAUAACAGCUGGCCUCUCACUGAAAGUCAACUGACUUUUGUUCAAGCACUGAAAGAGUUAGAGAAAAGUGAUAGCAAAGCUCAUGGAGAAAAACAUGAGGAAUUAAUUACCUUGGGAAGCCCAGAUUCCCACGCUAUCAGUGAGGGGCAAAAAUCUUCAGGAACUUCCAAAACAACAAGAAAAGGCAAAGAAAAGUCUUCUGAGAAAGAAAAGACAGCCAAAGAAAAACAAGCACCUCGCUUUGAGCCUCAGCAGAUGUCCACUGCCCACUCUCAACAAGAAGACCCAAAUAAACCCUACUGGAUUCUGCGGUUGGUCACUGAACACAGUGAAGCAGAUUCUUUUGAAGUGAAAAAAGAUACCGAACGAGCAGAUGAAAUCCGAGCCAUGAAGCAAGCCUGGGAGUCGGCUGAGCCAGGAAGAGCAAUCAAGGCUUCUCAGGCUCGUCUGCAUUACCUCAGCCGGAUAUUUAAGAAAAUUCCUGAUUUUGAGAGCAUGCCUGUGUGUGAAAGUCAAACCAGAGCAGGGGAAGAAGAAACAUCUGCAGGUGCCACAAAAGAGCCAGAGGCAAAGUAUUCCUUGAAUUCGGAGGCAAAAGAGAGCACAGCAUUAGGGAGUAUGCUAUGGAAGAAGUGGCAACUAACCACGGGCUUGAAGGAUCUGGCAAAAUCGAUGAACACUGAAAGUGGAGGAGGGUUUCCAGGAGGGAAGGAGGAGCGAGAGCAGAGCCAGCGGAAGGAAAACAUGGGGCCUCAUUCACGAUCCCCAACUCUUUUGGAAAUAUCUCCUCAACUUAUUCGAAAAGAGCUAGAAUGUGUGGACUUAACUCAAUAUGUUCGGAAAACAAAUACUGAGCCUAUGCUGCAAACAGAGGAACUAAACCAGCAGGAAGCGAUGCAAAAAGCAGAGGAGGUCCAUCAGUUUCGAGAGUACAGGGCGAGAAUCCUCAGCAUUCGAGACAUUGACCAGGAAGAACGAGUGAAGUCGAAGGAUAAAGUCCUGGAGAUGUAUGGCGAGAUGAGGGACUCCUUAGACGAAGCCAGACAUAAAAUCUUCACCAUCCGGGACGAGUAUAGACAUAAGCUGCUGGAAGCUGAGCGCCUGAGGUUGGAGGCGCUGGCUGCGGAGGAAGCAGCGAUGAAGGUGGAGCCGGAAAAGAAGAUCCCAGCCCCUGACGCACAGAAAAAAAAGAAAGGAAAGAAAAAGUAGCCAGGAGUUGCUGAAUACUACCUUUCUUCUUCCGAAGAAGACCCUACUUUUAAUGAUCAAUAACUUCGCUCGUUGAUAAGCUAUUAGGCUAAUUGAAAAUAGAAGUUUUCCUACCUUAAAAAUAGUUUCUGCAUUUUAAUGUUAAUUUGUUAGUUUUUCUCAGAAAGGUAUUAUUUGAAGCCGAGUAUAAAUUUUUCUAAUUUCAAUAAAAAUUGCCUCCAAAUACUUAGAUGUAAUAAAAUUUAUAUGAGUUGCUUUGAAUUGCUGCGUUUUUAAUUAGUACUAAAACAAGAUCAUAAUGGAGCCAACAGGAUUGACUUUGAAAAA
Messenger RNA from Equus quagga, 5419 nucleotides. It is a transcript of the gene ADGB, whose product is annotated as androglobin. The transcript is spliced from 36 exons. The record is from RefSeq and is a predicted model, not a curated record. Lineage: Eukaryota; Metazoa; Chordata; Mammalia; Perissodactyla; Equidae. Gene Ontology annotation, molecular function: calcium-dependent cysteine-type endopeptidase activity; protein binding. Bases 56 to 5092 code for a protein of 1678 amino acids. Gene Ontology annotation, biological process: proteolysis.